This is a messenger RNA of Tarenaya hassleriana, 1531 nucleotides long. RefSeq lists its product as uncharacterized. Bases 116 to 1531 code for a protein of 471 amino acids. The transcript is spliced from 3 exons. Lineage: Eukaryota; Viridiplantae; Streptophyta; Magnoliopsida; Brassicales; Cleomaceae. The record is from RefSeq and is a predicted model, not a curated record.
CUCUCUCUCUCUCUCUCCUCUCUGUGCUUUCUCAGUCUUCCCUCCUGCUCUCUCUCUCUCUCUCUCACUCUCUCUCUCUGCUCGUAAGUUUUUUUUGCUUGCUCAGUGAGAAUCGAUGGAGAAGAGGCAAGGGUUUUUCUCGGCGUUGAAGGAGGAAGUGGUUCGGGGGUUGUCGCCUGCGAGGUCUAGGGCGAAGAGUCCGGCGAGGAGCCGCUCGCCGAUGUCGAGCCUUCUCAGGCGGAGGAAAGGCGGAGACCGCUCGGCGGCGGAUGCGGCGCCGCAGAUGGAGCUGGUGGUGGCGAGAUCCGGUAGCUUCUUGAGGCCGUACCCGGAGGCUCUGUCGCCGUUGAAGGAAGGUCCCGAUCCCGACGGUCCGGUCGACGGCAGAGGUCACCGGUGGGCUCACUGGCUCGCUAGGGCUCCAUCGGUUAGCUCCUCUGCAUCGUCAUCGUCGUCUGGUUCAGCCGCCGGAGAACGAUCUGAUCUGAGAUUGCUGCUUGGGGUUCUCGGUGCACCGUUGGCUCCUGUGCACGUGAGCGCAGUGGAUCCUCUCCCACAUCUAAGCAUCAAGGACACUCCCAUUGAAACCUCGUCUGCUCAAUACAUAUUGCAGCAAUACACGGCUGCUUGCGGUGGACAGAAGCUUCAGAGCUCGGUUCACAACGCGUAUGCGAUGGGACGGGUUAGGAUGGUUGCUUCGGAAUUCGAGAGUGCUAACAAAGUCACAAAGACCAGAAGCUCCUCAAAGGCCGUGGAUUCGGGUGGGUUUGUUCUGUGGCAGAUGAAUCCCGAUAUGUGGUAUGUGGAGCUCGCACUUGGGAAGAGCAAAGUUCAUGCCGGCUGCAACGGGAAGCUCGUGUGGAGGCACACCCCUUGGCUUGGCCCCCAUGCUGCAAAAGGACCGGUCAGGCCAUUGCGUCGAGCCCUUCAGGGUCUUGACCCGAGAACCACAGCCAGUAUGUUUGCUAACGCGAGAUGCAUCGGUGAGAAGAAGGUCAAUGGAGAGGAUUGCUUUAUCCUAAAGCUAUGUGCAGAUGCCGCAACUCUUAAGGCCAGGAGUGAAGGACCGGCCGAGAUUAUAAGGCAUGUACUCUUUGGUUACUUCAGUCAAAAAACCGGGCUUCUGUACCAUCUCGAGGACUCCCAUCUGACCAGAAUUCAGAACAAUGGAGGCGAUGCUGUGUAUUGGGAGACUACAAUAAACUCGUUUCUCGACGAUUACAGACCCGUGGAUGGGAUCAUGAUUGCUCAUUCGGGCAGGUCCAUAGUCACAUUAUUUAGGUUUGGGGACACAGCAAUGAGCCACACCAGGACCACCAUGGAAGAAGCUUGGAUGAUUGAAGAAGUUGCAUUCAACGUCCCGGGCCUAUCUCUCGCUCUCUCUCUCUCUCUCUCCUCUCUGUGCGCUGAACUGAGGUUCAACACACAGAGCGAAGCCUACGACUUGUCUGUGAAAACGAUGGCGAAACCUUUGUUAGGCCACCCGGGGCACUGUCCGAGACUGACCGCUGGAGAAAUGCCUCACCAUUGA